ACGACCUAAAAGGAAGAAACAAAAUCUAUAGACUUGUGUUCUCUCCACUUUGCCGCUCCCUCCUCUUCUGAUCUUGUCCGUGAAAAACAUUUCUUCACCUCUUUAUCUCUCUUAGGGUUUCUCUUUCCCUCUCUAACACAUGGCGGAUGCUUAUUGGAGGUACAGCGACUCACGGCAACCUCCGUCGCAGUCGAUUUCUCAGCUUGUCGGAAAACGCUCUCGCGCCGACUACGAUGUCCCUGGUGGUCAUGAGCUGCCCAGUUAUUAUGCUCGUGAUGAUGAUAGGGGAACACUUCGUGGAAUUAGAGAUACUGACUCCAUUGGAGCAUCUUAUGAUCGUUACCUCCGCAGUGCGCAAGUUUCAUCUUAUGGUGGGGGACAGUCUGCUAGAUCCAUUGGUGGGGGAAUAUCGAGUCGGGCUGUUGAUGAUCCUCGUAUUGUGGGUAUUGGGAGCAUGGACCCAGGUACAACUGUGAAGGACAGAACCUUGGGAUAUGGAGGUGGAAGGUCUGAGGUUCCCCUUCCUCCUGAUGCUUCCAGUACACUGUUUGUGGAGGGCUUGCCUGCCAACUGUACACGACGAGAAGUGGCUCAUAUCUUUCGCCCUUUUGUUGGCUACAAAGAAGUGAGACUCGUAAGCAAGGAAUCGAGACAUCCUGGGGGAGAUCCACUGGUACUUUGUUUUGUUGAUUUUGUAAGUCCAGCCCAUGCUGCCACUGCCAUGGAUGCCUUGCAAGGUUAUAAAUUUGAUGAGCAUGACCGUGACUCGGUCAAUCUAAGGUUGCAAUUUGCUCGCUAUCCUGGUGCGAGGUCAGGUGGCGGGCAUCGUGGCAAGCGUUGAAUUAUGCAGUUUUGCAGGAUUCGCUCAAAUUGGAGAGGUUAUGAUAAUGAGGGGCGAUACGACGGACUUGCGGUUUCGUGAAUUACAGGCGCUUUCGUUAGGAACAACAUGAACCGUGUGGUUUUCAUUAAGUCGAGGACGAUUGCUAGAGAUUUGGAGUGUGCUUUUCUUUUCGAGUACUGUGAACUAUUUCUGCCUUUGGUUUGUUUCGCUCUGCAUGUGACUUUAUUUAUCCUUGGAGAUGGUGUAAACUUAUGCUUUUCCUAAACCUUUCGGCUUAUUCUGUUUUCAAGAUAUAUCUCUAGCGUAGUGAGGGUCGAAGUAGGUAGGAUAAAGUUGACAUGUGGUGUAUUAUUCAGUUCAUUGGAUUUCUAUCCUAAAACCUUUUUUUAUUGAAAAAAGGAGGACGAAAACUGGUGUAGCAUUCA
This is a messenger RNA of Alnus glutinosa, 1269 nucleotides long. RefSeq names its product RNA-binding protein 1-like. Lineage: Eukaryota; Viridiplantae; Streptophyta; Magnoliopsida; Fagales; Betulaceae. Gene Ontology annotation, molecular function: mRNA binding. Bases 140 to 841 code for a protein of 233 amino acids. The transcript has 7 exons. The record is from RefSeq and is a predicted model, not a curated record.